This is a messenger RNA of Closterium sp. Naga37s-1, 2922 nucleotides long. Lineage: Eukaryota; Viridiplantae; Streptophyta; Zygnematophyceae; Desmidiales; Closteriaceae. The record is from the annotation of a GenBank genome assembly.
AUGGACCUUCUCAAAUCGAAGCCCGUUGCAUAUUCCCUCGUGGGUCAUCACAGAUUGUGCCCUGGAAACUGCGGGGCGAAGCAGACUUCGCCCAGCGGGAAGCCGUGGCUGGACGCGAUGGUUUCGACGAUCGCUCACGAGAUCGCGGAAGCGGCGACAGAUCCCAAUGCCAUCAGCGGCUGGUUCGACGGUAACGGGGAGGAGAACGCUGAUAAGUGCAGCUACGAGUACGGAGAGACGCAAACAGCUCCGAGCGUGUAUGGUGACGAUGCGGAGUACAACCUGGUGGGGCUCAACGGUAUGAAGUUCAUGGUGCAGCAGAACUGGGACGUGGCCACGGACUCUUGGAAUAAUUUCACCUCAUCCCAUCCCACCAUCUCUGCACCUCAUCCCAUCCCACCAUCUCUGCUCCUCAUCCCAUCCCACCAUCUCUGCUCCUCCUCCCAUCCCACCAUCUCUGCUCCUCAUCCCGUCCCACCAUCUCUGCUCAUCAUCACAUCCCACCAUCUCUGCUCCUCAUCCCAUCCCAACAUCUCUGCUCCUCAUCCCAUCCCACCAUCUCUGCUCCUCAUCCCAUCCCACCAUCUCUGCUCAUCAUCCCAUGCCACCAUCUCUGCUAAUCAUCCCAUCCCACCAUCUCUCCUCAUCAUCCCAUCCCACCAUUUCUGCUCAUCAUCCCAUCCCACCAACUCUGCUCCUCAUCCCAUCCCACCAUCUCUGCUCCUCAUCCCAUCCCACCAUCUCUGCUCAUCAUCCCAUCCCACAAUCUCUGCUCCUCAUCCCAUCCCACCGUCUAUGCUCCUCAUCCCAUCCCACCAACUCUGCUCAUCAUCCCAUCCCACCGUCUCUGCUCCUCUUCCCAUCCCACCAUCUCUGCUCCUCACCCCAUCCCACCAUCUCUGCUCCUCAUCCCAUCCCACCAUCUCUGCUCCUCAUCCCAUCCCACCAUCUCUGCUCCUCAUCCCAUCCCACCAUCUCUGCUCAUCAUCCCAUCCCACCAUCUCUGCUCCUCAUCCCAUCCCACCAUCUCUGCUCCUCAUCCCAUCCCACCGUCUCUGCUCCUCAUCCCAUCCCACCAUCUCUGCUCCUCAUCCCAUCCCACCAUCUCAUCUCCUCAUCCCGUCCCACCAUCUCUGCUCCUCAUCCCAUCCCACCAUCUCUGCUCCUCAUCCCAUCCCACCAUCUCUGUUCAUCAUCCCAUCCCACCAUCUCUGCUCCUCAUCCCAUCCCACCAUCUCUGCUCAUCAUCCCAUCCCACCAUCUCUGCUCCUCAUCCCGUCCCACCAUCUCUGCUCCUCAUCCCAUCCCACCAUCUCUGCUCCUCAUCCCAUCCCACCAUCUCUGCUCCUCAUCCCGUCCCACCAUCUCUGCUCCUCAUCCCAUCCCACCAUCUCUUCUCCUCAUCCCAUCCCACCAUCUCUGCUCCUCAUUCCGUCCCACCAUCUCUGCUCCUCAUCCCCUCCCACCAUCUCUUCUCCUCAUCCCAUCCCACCAUCUCUGCUCAUCAUCCCAUCCCACCAUCUCUGCUCCUCAUCCCAUCCCACCAUCUCUGCUCAUCAUCCCGUCCCACCAUCUCUGCUCCUCAUCCCGUCCCACCAUCUCUGCUCCUCAUCCCGUCCCACCAUCUCUGCUCCUCAUCCCAUCCCACCAUCUCUUCUCCUCAUCCCAUCCCACCAUCUCUGCUCCUCAUCCCAUCCCACCAUCUCUGCUCAUCAUCUCAUCCCACCAUCUCUGCUCCUCAUCCCAUCCCACCAUCUCUGCUCCUCAUCCCGUCCCACCAUCUCUGCUCCUCAUGCCAUCCCACCAUCUCUGCUCCUCAUCCCGUCCCACCAUCUCUGCUCCUCAUCCCGUCCCACCAUCUCUGCUCCUCAUCCCAUCCCACCAUCUCUGCUCCUCAUCCCGUCCCACCAUCUCUGCUCUUCAUCCCAUCCCACCAUCUCUGCUCCUCAUCCCGUCCCACCAUCACUGCUCAUCAUCCUGUCCCACCAUCUCUGCUCCUCAUCCCAUCCCACCAUCUCUGCUCCUCAUCCCGUCCCACCAUCACUGCUCAUCAUCCCAUCCCACCAUCUCUGCUCCUCAUCCCAUCCCACCAUCUCUGCUCAUCAUCCCGUCCCACCAUCUCUGCUCCUCAUCCCAUCCCACCAUCUCUGCUCAUCAUCCCGUCCCACCAUCUCUGCUCCUCAUCCCGUCCCACCAUCUCUGCUCCUCAUUCCAUCCCACCAUCUCUGCUCCUCAUCCCAUCCCACCAUCUCUGCUCCUCAUCCCAUCCCACCAUCUCUGCUCCUCAUCCCGUCCCACCAUCACUGCUCAUCAUCCCAUCCGAUCAUCUCUGCUCCUCAUCCCAUCCCACCAUCUCUGCUCCUCAUCCCGUCCCACCAUCUCUGCUCCUCAUCCCAUCCCACCAUCUCUUCUCCUCAUCCCAUCCCACCAUCUCUGCUCCUUAUCCCAUCCCACCAUCACUGCUCAUCAUCCCAUCCGACCAUCUCUGCUCCUCAUCCCAUCCCACCAUCUCUGCUCCUCAUCCCGUCCCACCAUCUCUGCUCCUCAUCCCAUCCCACCAUCUCUUCUCCUCAUCCCAUCCCACCAUCUCUGCUCCUCAUCCCAUCCCACCAUCUCUGCUCAUCAUCCCGUCCCACCAUCUCUGCUCCUCAUCCCAUCCCACCAUCUCUGCUCAUCGUCCCGUCCCACCAUCUCUGCUCAUCAUUCCAUCCCACCAUCUCUGCUCAUCAUCACAUCCCACCAUCUCUGCUCCUCAUCCCAUCACACCAUCUCUGCUCCUCAUCCCAUCCCACAAUCUCUGCUCCUCAUCCCAUCCCACCAUCUCUGCUCCUCAUCCCAUCCCACCAUCUCUUCUCCUCAUCCCAUCCCACCAUCUCUGCUCCUCAUCCUAUUCCACCAUCUCUGCUCUGCGGAGAAUUCUAG